This is a messenger RNA of Staurois parvus, 974 nucleotides long. Lineage: Eukaryota; Metazoa; Chordata; Amphibia; Anura; Ranidae. The record is from the annotation of a GenBank genome assembly.
CGGCCCAGCAAGCAACGCCUGCGCCAGAGGGGGGAUCCUGCGGGAGAGGGUCUUCGGGACCGACCUGGCGAACAUCUGCUGGACUCCGGAGAGGAAGUGCCCAGAGUCCUCGCCUCCUGCGCCCAGUUCAUAGAGAAGUACGGGAUCGUGGACGGCAUCUACCGCUUGUCUGGGGUCUCCUCCAACAUCCAGAAGCUGCGACAUGAGUUUGACAGCGAGCGGAUCCCCGAUCUCUCCCGAGACACCUACCUCCAGGAUGUCCAUUGCGUCAGUUCUCUGUGCAAACUUUACUUCCGAGAGCUGCCCAACCCCCUACUCACCUAUCGCCUCUAUCACCCCUUCACUGAAGCCAUGUCGGCCACGGGAGAGGAGGAGAAGCUGAUCCGUGUCCAUGACUUAAUCCAGCAGCAGCUCCCGCCUCCACAUUAUAGAACGCUGGAAUACCUGAUGAGGCACCUUUUCCGACUCAGCAUGCACAGCGACCGCACAGGGAUGCACGCCCGGAACCUCGCUAUUAUUUGGGCGCCAAAUCUGUUACGAUCCCGGGAUAUAUGGAGACAGCUGGCACACCCGGAGCAGAUGCAUUUCGUGAAGUGCGAGUUCAGUCUGUCCUGGUGGAGUUUCUCCUUCUCAAUGUGGAGACUCUAUUUAGUGACACCUUCACAUCCAUAGGUCGCUGUGGUCCUAUCAGGCCCCGAUCGCUGCUUGGAGGAUGCCCAUCCGGACGUCUCGUCAGCCUGCAGGAGGCCCAGGCACGCAGCCAGAGCCAAAGGGAGGCCGCGGAGAAGCUGGGGGCUGAGAAAACCUCACCCAACAAACAGGAGAAGGCGCUGGAGAGCAGCGAUGAAAGGAAAGGUCCGCGUAGCAGGAAGAAGUCAGGCGGUGGAAGCAGCUGGAGAACCUUCUUCGCUAUCGGCAAAAACUCCUCGCAGCAGAAAAAGUCCCGCCUCCGGGAGAGUGCCGCACACCAAAGA